GGGGGUGAUACAACCAUAGCUAUACCAGAGCCCCCGAGCUUGGAGAGAGAUUUGACAGAAAAUCAAUCAACAGAUUCUCCACAAGCUCCACCUCGCGCGUCCUCGUGGUGGGGUUAUUUGGGAUGGAGUGAUCCAGUAAAUCCUUCUGUAACUGAAUCCAGUCAAGAGGGGCCUAAGGAGAAAUUGGACCCUAAGGACGGGGAGAUGUUGGGAGGACUCGAUGCCUUGCAGGAGUCGCACAAUCUACCACUUAACGACGAAAGUGCGGAUGGUCCGACCUCAACGGUCAAUGUUGAGAAUAGCUCAGGGACCGCCCAAGCCGCGUCGAUUGGUGCCGCGGAAGGCCAGGAUCCUUCCGGAGAAGUUCUACCUGGUCAUUCCACAGAUCCAAGUCACACACAGGGAACCAUGUGGUAUACACCAUGGUCGUGGUACAAUACUUCGGCUUCCGCAACUGAGGAGAAAUUUCCGAAAACAUCGGUUCCUAUUAAAGGUGAUGAUGCGAAUACAGAAUCAAACUUGCUGAAAGAAGAUACGCUUUCUCGCGGAGAUGAGUCGGUGCUUGAAGUGCCAGCGCCUUCUCAGGGUCAGCAGGUAGAUGUUGUUCGAGCCGUCGAAGAGCACAAUCCCAUUGAGUCCACAAUCACCACAAACAGGUCAGGAUGGAUGUCCUUUUUCUCGUCUAAGGCGCUCACAACGAAAAGAAUAACAACGAAUGAGACCGACGAGAAUGGGAUGGAGGUGAUGAAUUUAGAUGAAGAAGAUAGCCAAGCAGAAACUGGUACACAGCCUCUUCCACAGGACAUACCAGCCAAAGAUGCGAAAAUUUCUGAUAGUCCUGCCAAGCAAUCUGCACCACCCUCUUCUGUAAGGAAGGCCGAUAAUGCUACAUCGCCGCUGAAUCCUCCCUUGGCAAAUUCAGAAUCUGUGAAGCGCGAGUUGGUCAAACGGCAACCUUCUCCAACACCUUCCAAGAAGUCGAGUAUGAAAGCACCCGUAUCACCCGCUCGACCAAACUUAGUUCUGCCGACUUGGACGGAUACUUUUCACACUGCUCCGCGAUCAUCUGUACCUCCACCACCUGCUUCCGCCCUCACGAAAACAUUCAAGUAUGUUAGUGGGGUAUUGUUCGCUCGGGAGGAUGAUGCCCAGAAAAAAGGCAAGGGUAAAGCGAAGGAUACGCUUGCAAGUGAUUUUGGAAAAGCACUCCCACGAGCGUGGGAUGUUUUGGAGGGCAAGAUAGAACCUGAUAUUCUGAAAGGAUGCAACAAGGUGGUCGUUAUAGGUGUUCAUGGAUGGUUUCCUGGUGCUGUCAUGAGAACUGUCCUCGGAGAGCCGACAGGUACCAGUGGGAAAUUCGUCAAUAUGAUGGUACAGGCUUUGGAGGAGUUUCAGGAUAAACAUCAAGUAAAGCUCCACAAAAUCACCAAGAUACCUCUAGAGGGCGAAGGCACUAUAAGCCGAAGAGUCGAUAAAUUGUAUCAGAACUUGAUCCAGAACGAGGACUGGAUGAAAGACCUGCGGGAAGCUGACGUGAUAUUUGUGGCAACUCACUCCCAGGGUUGCAUAGUUUCAACCCAUCUGUUGAACCGCCUCAUAAUUGAUCGUCAUAUUCGUACUUCUCGCAAUGUUGAUGUAGUAGAUGCCGCCGGACCAGUUGCUUCGGGUAGCGUGGGCAUCAUUCCUUCUCAGCAGCCCCAGCGGAUCUGCUGUCUAGCGCUGUGCGGUGUCCAUCUCGGUCCUCUGCGAUACCUCAGUACCAGUUCACUGCUACAGCCUUAUAUCCAAUACUUUGAAUCUACAGCUGCUAGAGAGUUGUUUGAGUUCCAGAACACGGAAAGUCAAACAUCUCAAGAUUACGUCAAAUCUCUUGGAAAUGUAUUGUCCCACGGGAUUAAAAUGGUUUACGUGGCAUCAUUGAAUGAUCAAGUUGUUGGCUUGUAUUCAGGCUUAUUUACUUCCAUUACUCAUCCAUUGAUCCUGCGAGCUAUGUACAUUGAUGGAGAUGCUUACCAUUCGUCCGACUUCCUGUCAAAUCUUCUUGUCCUCCUUCUCCGUCUCAGGAACUCAGGGCUUUCUGAUAGCGGACUUCUGGCCCAUCUUUCGGAAUCGACCGCCGGCUCUCUCAAUGGAGUUGGACAUUCAACGGCAUAUGAGGAAUUAGCCACCUACUCAUUGGCGGUAAAUUACUUGUUUCUUGCUGACAAUGGUAUGGAACACCAGCCAGAGAUGGAGUUUGAACCAUUUAAUGCACUUAACGAGAGAAAUGAUUAUGAAAUUCCUUGGGCGCUUCGUGACUUAAUCGCGGAUGAAAGAGUCGCUCACUUUUUCUCCGACGAAUUUGUCCGCUUACGAGAUGCAUUUCGUGAUUGGCAACCAAAGACAGCUAUCCUUCGAGACGUCAAGCGCAAGCUACAGCCUAUUCAGCGGUUAUCGUCAGCUAUGAUAACAACAUAUUCUAAUUCUAUCAGCAAGCUAUAAAAGGCAGCAUUUAUCAAGAGGGACUGUACACUUACAUCUUUGCACUUAGAUCUGUAUCAUAUAUGAUGGCUUUUUACUAACGGCGCUGGUGCCUAGGGCAUGGUUUAUCAUUUCAA
Molecule: messenger RNA, 2597 nt
Organism: Serpula lacrymans var. lacrymans S7.9
Lineage: Eukaryota; Fungi; Basidiomycota; Agaricomycetes; Boletales; Serpulaceae
Exons: 10
Coding region: 205-2481 (758 amino acids)
Source: RefSeq, a predicted model, not a curated record